This is a messenger RNA of Rattus norvegicus (Norway rat), 9357 nucleotides long. The record is from RefSeq and is a predicted model, not a curated record. Lineage: Eukaryota; Metazoa; Chordata; Mammalia; Rodentia; Muridae.
CCCUCCCUCUCCAGCCUCCCUGCCUCCUCCUGGCCUCUGCUUCUCCCCUCUCUACUGUUAGAACCCAAAGCUCAGGCAGUCCUGGGGUCAUAACCCCCAAGCCCCAACCCCAUCCCCACCUUGAAGCUCUGGAGUGAGGAAGGAUGUGAUGUGGGAGUGGGGAGGGGAAGGACUCCUAGAUGAUGAGAGGCCUGAAGGGCCCACCCUGGCCUGUGUCUUCAGGGGCACCUAGUUGAGAGCAUUUGGUGGGGGAGGGUCUCUGGACUCUGAGCACCUUGGGUGACUGUGUGGAGACUCCCAGAGCUCACUUUCCUCCUCUUCCCAGGGCCACCCCCAAAGACUCUUACCCGGACAUGGACAUGGGCAUGGACAUGGGCAUGGACAUGGGCAUGGGUCCCGCCGUAGCUGGACAACAGUAACAUUGAUGCUGUCUAUAACUGAGGUAGUCCUCAUCAUGACGGAAAGGAAGGCAGAAAUACAGUCUAGAAGAUGGGGAAUAUGGGGAAGGAAACUCAGAGCUGCUGCAGCUGCCUCCGUCAGACCUGCUGCAGCUGCCUCCGUCAGACCUGCACAAGACCGUGCCAGUCAGCCUUCCAGCAUGGAGGGGAGAGACUCACAAGCACCCAUCUCUGCCUGGGGAGCCCUCAAUAGCUGGUAACUUGUGGGGGAGGAGAAUCCCUUGUCUUUAAGGGGGUUAAGUAUGCUGCAGUUGAUGCUCCCAGACUUCUUAUGCACAGCCCAGAUUGAGUCAGUGAAGCACCAAAAGGAAACAAGACAACACCCCAGGAAGUUGGCAGGGAGACGAUCAAGUAUGGAGUCUCUCACGUUUUCAGUAAACAUAGGAUAUAUUAAAAAGCCAGAUGUGGUAGCCUGCAUGUGUAAGGCCAGACCUUUGAGGGUCAGCUAGGCUGGAGUACACAAUGCUGCAGGAACAAGGGACCUACCUCUUGGUAGAAGAGGGGACAGGAUGACUCAGGAGUGGCCUCUCACCCCCACACUGCCAUUACUGGAGUGUUUGAGCGCGAGCACACACACACACACACACACAUACACACACACACACACACAGAGAGAGAGAGAGAGAGAGAGAGAGAGAGAGAGAGAAUAUCUCCUGUAGCACACCUGUCUAAAUGACCUAGGUCGCAUGUGUGGUGUCAACACCUGCCCCCUGGCCCUACAAACACAGAAAUGAUAUUUACAUUAUACUAUAGUCUAUUAAAUAUGAAAAUGUUUAUGACUAGAAAUCCCAAGUACAUGGAUUUUUAUUUUCUUGGCAGUGGCAUGCAUUGGAGACUGAAUCUAUGCAAUGACCUUGUGUUCUGCCAAUCAGCCACACCCCGGCCUAUACACACAUACCUUAAAAACCUGCAUGAUAUGCCAGGCACAUGCCUUUGGUGCCUGCACCCAGGGGCAGGGCUCUGACACUGAGGCCAUCCCAGUUGAGACAAUGAGGUCAAGGCCAGCCAGGGUUAUAUAAUCAGAUCCUGUCCAAAACCAAACCAAACCAAAAACCCAGAAACAAACUGGUGAUGUGGCACAGGCCUAGAAUUUCAGCUCCAGUAGGGCUGGAAGCAGGAGUGUGGUUGUGAGGGUUAGGUCAUGUGGACUGCAGGAUGAGGUUCUAAGAACAACUGAGCAACCUGCCCACACACACAGUAUCUGGAGCCCAGGGAAGAGACCACCAUGAAUGGCCUCCUCUCUGCUUCACCUUUUCUUAAAAUCCUGGAGUUUGAACCCAAGACCUUAAGGCAUGUGAAACACGUUUUCUACAAUUGAGCCACAUCCCCAGGCCCUAAGGAUUUUGAAAUAUUAUUGGUUGAUUUAUGGAUUGAUUUGUAUAUGUGUGGGUGUGAAUGUAAGCAAGUAUAUGUUAUGUGUGUGUAUGUGUGUAUAUAUAUGUGUGUGUGUGGAUAGAUUGUGUGUGUAUAGAUAGAUAGAUAGAUAGAUUGUGUGUGUGUGUGUGUGUGUGUGCGUGUGUGUGUGUGUGUGUGUGCGCGCGUGUGCGCACGCGCGCGCAGGUCAGAGGACACGUUGCAGGAGUCUGCUCUCCUUCCACCAUGGGUCUCAGGGGCAAAGUACAAACCCUCAAACUAGAUGUCAGGUGCUCUGUCAACUGAGCCAUGAUUAGUGCUGGAGCAAAACCCAGGGCCUCUCUCAUGUGAGACUAUUGCUCUCCCAUUACACUGCAGCCCACUCUUACAUGUCCAAGGUCACUUCUGAGCCCUGUCUAAUACUGGAUCCAGUUCCCUGAGUCCCACUCUCUUAUGUCAGGAAUCACCCAAGGAAUACCUGUUCUAGGAAAUUCUAACACAGCCUGGGAAUAGUGAUACUGAGACCCAGGAGUUUUAUUUCUGCCUCCGUCUGUGUGUCUCUCUCAUUAGAGGUCAGGCUGUCCUCAAACUCAGUGUUCCCUUUACCCUUUGUGCUGGCAUGACAGCACCACACCUGGUAGGAAUCUGUCCAUAGGAGCACUAAAGUGACAGCAGCGUGAGUGACGUUUAGGAGCCUGGCACUGGCCUAGGUGGAGACUCUUGGCUCCUUGCUCAUGCACCUUAAGUGAGUUACCACAAGUGUGCUUCUGUCUGAACUGUAACGCUUGAGGGUCCGAGAAGAGGGGAGGGAGAAAUGGAGGCAUUAUUUAGAGGACCUGUCUCAGCCUUCUGGGCACAGCCCUGGCUUAGCCACCUGUGCUGUGUGAUCUUGGAGAAGUUAAUGGACCUCUCUAGCCUGGUUCCUGGAUGUUGCAUCGUACCUUCCAUCCAGAGGCUUCAAGGGACCUAAAGACCCACAAGUAGAAGGUGAUUUUAGUGGAACAUGGCAGGAAGUCCAACAUCCAGAACAUUGAGAAGGAAAGACCUAGGGGAAGACUGGAGGCUGCAGAUGGGAGUUGCCACAGGCAAGAGGACAAGGCACCAGGAGAACUUGGGGCUCCAAGCCAGUGGCUAGCUGGUCUGUCUCCCAGGUCAGGACCUCUCUCUCUGCUCCUCAGUCUUGAAGCCUGGGAAUGGACCCUGGGUGUUUUCAACUGAACUGAGAAUCUCUAAAGGUGUGAGUGUUGAUGGCUGCUAGCGACCUUGUGCUCACUGGUGACCUUGAGGAUAUCUGCCUUCCGGGAGGUUCCAUCUGUGUGGUCACAAGAGGGGGAGAGGUUUGGGCCAGUGAGCGGACUCACUGGGAAUAGGGGCCUGCUGCAAAUGCUGGCCACCUGUUCUGAUCAUGGAACCCAUGUGGAAGAGAGAGAAACCACUCUCCUAAAUUGUCCUCUUCCUCUACCCUUGUAGCCUGACACACUAACAGCCAAAUAAACGUCCAUAAACUUUUGGAAACGAAGGAGGUUAGAGUUCCAAGUGGGGGUCUGCUGUCACUCAGGAGCCAUGCAGACGAAAGCACGGCCUCUCCCCUGCACCACUCACACACAGCCACCUUACAGAAGGCAGUGAAGCUGGUGGGCACAGGGCAAGGCCCUGCUGUUAACCCUUCUGAUGCUGUGUCUUAAAGGGAGGGUCCUUGCAGGCCCAGCCACUUGUAGGAAGUGAGAACACCAGAGUCAGUUGGGGGUUGGCCUCCCAGAAGCUCUGGCUUCCUCUGGCUUCAGCACCUGAAACAGCCUCCGGCUGGGUUUGCCCAGCAGCUGGCAGCAGGUUCUACAGAGACCGAGGCCCUGGGAGAAUCCCAGAUCCACCACGUCUUCCGUGGUUGGGAGUCUGAGAAGUGGCUUGACCUCUGCUGGCCUCCAUAGAAUGGGGACAGUGAACGCCCAGGCCUCACCUGGUGGCUGUGAGGCUCAGUGAACUCAGGCCUGCCUCCCUUGCCUGUAAAGGGAGCAACUGCACCCUGACUCCCUGCAGCCCAGGGAGGACCAAGCCUAGCAGCCCAUUUGUCCCUGGCCACCAGGGACAUCAAGGAAAUGUGGGGAGCACACCCUCCCUGACGUGUCACAAAUGCUCCUGGCUAUCCCUCCCUCUCCAGCCUCCCUGCCUCCUCCUGGCCUCUGCUUCUCCCCUCUCUACUGUUAGAACCCAAAGCUCAGGCAGUCCUGGGGUCAUAACCCCCAAGCCCCAACCCCAUCCCCACCAUGAAGCUCUGGAGGCCACCCCCAAAGACUCCUUACCGGGACAUGGACAUGGACAUGGACAUGGGCAUGGACAUGGGCAUGGGUCCCGCCGUAGCUGGACGACAGUAACAUUGUUAAGGAGAAAGGCGAGAAGUCAUGAGUCCAUUGGCAGAUGGUGACAGAAAGCUGAGAAGAAGGGCCUGUGGAGGGAGAGAAGGACGGAGAAGAAAAUACAGAGUGAUGGUGCAUGCCUGCUGUAGUCCCAGAGGAUCAAGAGUUUAAGGCCAGCCUCAGGUACAUAAGGAGUUCCAGGCCAGUGUGGGCUACCUGAGACCCCAUCACAACAAAACAUAGAAAAGAUAGGAUACCUUUUCAAAAGGGUAAGCCAAACCUAUCUAUCUUGGGAUGGACCAGGGUUCUGACACCCCACCUCCAUGCCCCUGGCUCCCUUCUCUGCCUGGCCUCUGACUCUCCAUCAUUAAUUAAGGGAGGCUCCUGGCUGCAGUGCCACACCCAAGAUCUGCCUUUGUCACUGGAGUGUGAACCUGGGAAACAGAUUCUCUCUGCAGAGUGGUCCAAUAAGCCACCUCUCCUGUGAUGCUGAGAAAGCUGGGAAGGCAGAGGCUCCCGGGCCCCUGGUCCUGGAAUGUUUGGUUCUGGGUGUGGCUAUGCAUCGUUGACGGGACCACCUCAUGCUCUGGUUUGAAGCUGACAACACGGGCUAAUUCUCAGCCACACCUGGGCACCCACACAGAUAACUACCUCCUCCGCUUGUGCACACCUGCAUUCCUCCAUGCCUGAACAUCCCACUGCACUGCUCCCUCCUCUCUCAGCCUCACUGUUGACAUUAAAACCUAAACACACACACACCCAUUCCCCACCCACUGGUUCUUGCUUGCCCCCCUCUAAACUACCCCGUAGGUAUAGAUAUCGGGGAAGAUCCAUUACCCACCCUUCCUUCUAAUGCCAGACUUCAGCCCAGGCCAGGUCUCAGCUGCUUCCCUGCACUCUGAGCCAACAGUACUAGGCUCGGGGCUUCGGGUCAGGGCACUGGAGGCCUAAGGGGAAGAAGAAGGAAGGAAAAGGUCCUGGCCCCUAGCCCACAUGUUUAAGGCAACUUCUGCUCCACCGGGUCUCCAAGCCUCUCCCUAGGGCUGCCUCAACCUGCUUUUCAGGUACAACUGCGUCCUGUCCCAGCUCAUGGCAAUCAGCCUCCAGCCCCUGCUCAGGGACUGGGAGGGGAGAGGACUGGAUUCUGUCAUGAACAUGUGAUCCUGGUUCCAAAAUUCGAGGCCCUCCCCAGGAAACCCCCGUAGCUUUGGGGACCCAGGUAUCCCUUCUCUCCAGCAUCCUGUGCGAUGGGUUCAGGCUUGAACCUCUAACCCAUCCGUGAGCUCCAUCUGUGAAUAUACUUACUGGGCCUCAGUUAAUGUCCCGUAAACUGGAGCCAUAGCAGUACCCAGCACAAAGGGCCUGAUUGCUAGAAGUGAACAAUCUAGAAGGUGAGACACACUGUUAAAAAUUAAAAACAAUUUCAGAUUGCGAUAAGUUCUAUGGAAACAGAAGGACAACAUCACAGAACAUAAUUGUCAUACUUGCAGUACCACACUGUGCCUGGGGGAUGGUGGGGAAGGACGUUCUGACGUGCUGGCCCUUUGAGCCAGGUGUGGAAUGUGGAGGCAGCUGGGUCACACUUUGGCCUCCAGGCACGUGCAAAGCUGCCAGACAGCCGUGGGGGGGGGGGGGGGACUGGAGCGCUUGGACAAAAGCCUUAUAACUGGAGCGGAGAGAAGCGGGGAGAGGGGACUCCUAACAACAAAACCAGGCAACUCCCUCAGCUUCUGGGGGGUUCUCUUCUCCCUGUUUCUUUCCACUCUUGCGGAGUUUUCCUAAGAGGGCUGACAGGGUGGUUAGGGAUGGGGAGUGCCUGAAGGUGGGUUCAAAAGCAAGAAGGAUGGCUAGUGGGGGAGAGAAAAACUGGAGGGGGCUGGGCAGGGCAGAACCCUAUUCAGGGUGGAGGGCCUGAGAGGGUUAAAGAGCAAAGAUGCAAGGAUCACGUCCAUGACUCAUCCUGUCUUCCUCCUCCUCCUCUUCUUCAUUGCUCAAUCCCAAAAGUCUCUGGGAAACACCCCCUGACAGGAACGGAGUCAGAGCCUCACAGGGGCAAUUGAGUCACGAGGGGUGGGGCAGAGGGAGGGAGGUGAAGGAUAAAUAGUGACCUCGCUCCCUCGCUCCUCUCUGCAUCCUCCCUGCCUUCCCAACAACAUGCAUCUUGUCAAUCUGCUCAGCUCCUGCUGCCUCUUAGCACUCCUGGGGGCUCUGCCUGCACGGGCAGCCCAUGAGGAUCCCAUUGAGAAGGCCAUAGAAGGGUUCAGCCGUGGGCUGAGCAACGCAGAGAAAGAGGUGGGCAAGGCCCUUGAAGGCAUCAAUAAUGGAAUCACUCAAGCCGGAAGGGAAGUGGAAAGAAUUUUUGAUGGACUUAGCAACAUGGGCAGCCAGGCCGGCAAGACCGUGGAGCAUGGCUUGGAUAAGGUAGCCCACGGCAUCAACAGUGGCGUCGAACACGCAGGAAAGGAAGCAGACAGGUUGGCCCAUGGGGUCAACCACGCCGCUGGACAGGUCGGAAAGGAGACAAACAAAAUCAUCCAUCAUGGGGUCAACCAGGGGGGCAGUGAAGCAGGGAGGCUCGGUCAGGGGGCCCACCAUGCUUUUGGUCAGGGUGGGAGUGAGGCAGAGAAGUUUGGUCAGGGGGUCCACCAUGCUUUUGGUCAGGGAGGGAGAGAGGCAGAGAAGUUUGGACAGGGGGUCCACCAUGCUUUGGGUCAGGGAGGGAGAGAGGCAGAGAAGGUUGGCCAGGGAAUCCACCAUGCUUUUGGUCAGGGAGGGAGAGAGGCAGAGAAGUUUGGACAGGGGGCCCACCAUGCUUUUGGUCAGGGAGGGAGUGAGACAGAGAAGUUUGGCCAGGGGGUCCACCAUGCUUUUGGUCAGGGAGGGAGAGAGGCAGAGAAGUUUGGACAGGGGGCCCACCAUGCUUUUGGUCAGGGAGGGAGUGAGGCAGAGAAGUUUGGCCAGGGGGUCCACCACGCUUUUGGUCAGGGAGGGAGAGAGGCAGAGAAGUUUGGUCAGGGGGUCCACCAUGCUUUUGGUCAGGGUGGGAGUGAGGCAGAGAAGUUUGGUCAGGGGGUCCACCAUGCUUUUGGUCAGGGUGGGAGUGAGGCAGAGAAGUUUGGCCAGGGGGUCCACCAUGCUUUUGGUCAGGGUGGGAGUGAGGCAGAGAAGUUUGGCCAGGGGGUCCACCAUGCUUUUGGUCAGGGUGGGAGUGAGGCAGAGAAGUUUGGCCAGGGGGUCCACCAUGCUUUUGGUCAGGGAGGGAGAGAGGCAGAGAAGUUUGGACAGGGAAUCCACCAUGCUUUUGGUCAGGGUGGGAGAGAAGGAGGCAAACUGGUACAAGGGGCCAACCAGGGUCUUAGCCAUGCUGCAAAGGAAGCACAGCAGUUUGGUCAUGGUCAUGGCCAUGGUUAUUAUGCUGCCGGGCAGACUUGGCAAGAAGGGGACAAAGUAAUGUAUCCUGGGGUCAACCAGGCUGGGGAAGAGAUGGAGCGCUUUGGCCAGGGUAUCCACCAUACCAUUGAACAGGCUGGGAAGGAGGCAGAGAAAGUGGCCCAUGGUGUCCAAACUGGGGUCAACCAGGCCGGGAAGGAGGCAGAGAAAGUGGCCCAUGGUGUCCAAACUGGGGUCAACCAGGCUGGGAAGGAGGCAGAGAAAGUGGCCCAUGGUGUCCAAACUGGAGUCAACCAGGCUGGGAAGGAGGCAGAGAAAGUGGCCCAUGGUGUCCAAACUGGGGUCAACCAGGCUGGGAAGGAGGCAGAGAAAGUGGCCCAUGGUGUCCAAACUGGGGUCAACCAGGCUGGGAAGGAGGCAGAGAAAGUGGCCCAUGGGGUCCAAACUGGGGUCAACCAGGCCGGGAAGGAGGCACAGAGAGUUGGCCAAGGGGUCAACCAUGCUGCUGGCCAGGCCGGAAAGGAAGCGGAGAAGCUUGGCCAAGGUGUCCACCAUGCUGCUGGCCAGGCCGGGAAGGAAAUGAACAGGUUGCAGCAAGAUGUUCAUAAUGGGGUCAACCAAGCCAGCAAGGAGGCCAACCAGCUGCUGAAUGGGCCUCAUCAAGGUCAAAGCGGUUACGGAGGCCAGCACGGAGGGGCCGCAAUCACUACAGCAGUAUCUGGGGCCUCGGUCAACAAGCCAUUUAUCAACUUCCCAGCUCUGUGGAGGGUGAGUGCUGCAUGCUUCUCAGUCCCCUUGAAUUCCCUUCCCAUAGCCCUUCUUGCAGUCAGCAUCCUUUUGGACAGACUCAGCCUCUGUAGAGACCAUGUAACCUGUUCUCCCAGCUCUGCUCUGGCCUUUCGUCACCCACUGGCAGCUUUUGGGCACUUUCCAGUCCCAACUAACAAACAUCAGCUGACAGAAAUCAUCUCCAGGGCACUGGAGCAUCCUGGAGCCAGGGAGGGUGGGGAUGCUGAAACCAUCCCUCAUGUCUCUCCUCCCAUUCCCAGUGGCUAGCUGCCUCCCCUUCUUACCGACCUUCCCGCAAUGCCUCUGCUCCCCCACCCUGCUGUUUUGCAUGGGUGAGCUGAGUAGUGGUAAUUUGGUUUGGGAGGUAGCUCCCUGCUGGGCUGAGAGUGUAAAUCCCCGUAGAAGUCUGGUCCUGACUUCAGCUUUGUCUUUUUCCUUUUUUAAACAUUUAAAAUCAUGUGUGUGUGUGUACACACUGUGUUUUGGAUCCCUUGCAGCUAGAGUUACAGGUGUUUGUGAGCUGCAUGAUGUGGGUGCUGGGAUCCAAAUUUGGGUCUUCAUGAUUGAACAGCAACUGCUGUUAACUGCUUAAGGCCCAGAAUCCAGGGUUCCUCACAGCUCCAACUCAGAGUAGCAGAAGGUGCUCAGAGGUGAAACACACAGGGCUUCUUCUGUGGAAUAUGGAAUACCCCCCCAAAAGCUGGUCUCCCUGAGGGAGCUGGUUCCCCAUUGUUCCAAGGUAAACAGGUGGUGUCUCUAUUGUUUCUCAGGGCUGAAAUAAGAGCCCAGACCUCAGCCCCCUGUGGCCAUGUUCCUGUACUUAAUGCCCUUCCUCUCUCUUUCAGAGUAUCGCCGCCAUCAUGCCCUAAACUGAUGCCCAGGCAACAGAACGCCCCUGUUGUCACACCAGCUGAAGCGACCCAGCAGAGCUGGGGCUUGGGGAGAGCUGCCUGGGUGCCCUAAGGGGGCUGCUUUGAGCUUUGUGAAUAAAAUUGACACACGAUCCCUUUUCA